This is a messenger RNA of Baudoinia panamericana UAMH 10762, 1737 nucleotides long. Its product is annotated as glycoside hydrolase family 20 protein. NCBI's taxonomy places the organism in Eukaryota, Fungi, Ascomycota, Dothideomycetes, Mycosphaerellales, Teratosphaeriaceae. Gene Ontology annotation, molecular function: beta-N-acetylhexosaminidase activity. The coding region runs from base 1 to 1737 and encodes 578 amino acids. The transcript has 2 exons. Gene Ontology annotation, cellular component: membrane. The record is from RefSeq and is a predicted model, not a curated record. Gene Ontology annotation, biological process: glycosaminoglycan metabolic process; carbohydrate metabolic process.
AUGUUGACGGUAUUUGGGCUAGUACUGUGCAUAUCUUCGGCUUCGGCACUUUGGCCCAUCCCCAGCGUGUAUACUAAUGGCAGCGGAGUUGUUUGGAUUGACAAGGAUGUCAAGGUCUCGUACAACGGUGCCGGACAGGGGGGUUACACAUGUGGUUACGGCUCAAAGGCAAACAACGAGACGUGGACUAGUGCGAUAGUCACGAAUGCCAUCGAACGGACAUACGACACCCUUUUCAACAAGAACUUCGUUCCUUGGAAGUUUCACCCUCGCAUGUCGAGCUUCGAGCCUACCCUUACGAGUGCUUCGGUGUAUGUCAAAUCGAUUACCUUGCAGCAGAAUGCGACGGACCCUUCAGACAUUGUCAAGCCCAACACAGGCGGUCUUGACGAGUCAUACACCUUGGCCAUGACUGCGGACGGGCACGUCACUAUCACUGGUAUCUCUUCUAUCGGUCUGCUGCACGGCCUGACUACGUUCACGCAGCUCUUCUACAGGUCGAGCAACAGUAGUGGUGGGGUCUACAGCACCCUCGCUCCGGUCUACAUCAGUGACGCCCCGAAGUUCCAGUGGCGUGGUCUCAACAUCGAUACCUCCCGCACCUACAAGCCUCUAUCAGACUUGUACGCGAUGAUCGACGCCAUGUCCUACAACAAGAUGAACCGUCUCCACUGGCACAUCACCGACGCCCAAGCGUGGCCCCUUGAGAUCCCCUCUCUUCCAGACCUUGCAAACAAGGGUGCUUACGCCACUUGGCAGAAGUACUCUCCCGCUGAUGUCGCGGCAGUGCAGCACUACGGUGCUCUGCUCGGAAUCGAGGUUGUCAUGGAAAUUGACAAUCCUGGCCACACCUCCUCCAUCGCCUUCGCCUAUCCCGACCUCAUUGCCGCCUUUAACGUUCAGCCCAAUUGGGACUCCUACGCAGCCGAGCCGCCGUCUGGAACGUUAAAGCUCAAUUCUUCCGCAGUAUACAGUUUCCUCAAUACACUCUUUGCCGACCUCUUGCCACGGCUAAGCCCGCUGACGAGCUACUUCCACCUCGGUGGUGACGAAGUGAACAUGAACGCUUACACGCUUGAUGAUACCGUCGGUACGAAUGCGUCGUCUGUUCUGCAGCCGCUGAUGCAGCGCUAUAUGGAUCGUAAUAUGGCGCAAGUCACGUCGCUCGGUCUCACACCGCUUGUCUGGGAGGAGAUGUUGUUGGACUGGAAUUUGACACUCCCAGCUGAGACCAUCGUGCAGACAUGGAUUGGCGAUGCUUCUGUUGCGGCAGUUGUCGCGCAAGGGUAUCGUGCGCUGGCCGGAAACUACAACUUCUGGUACUUGGAUUGUGGCCAGGGCCAAUGGCUUGACUUCUUUCCCGGCACGAGCUCGGAGCAGUUCUGGCCUUACGCAGAUUAUUGUUCUCCGCGGAAGAAUUGGCGCCUGAUGUAUAGCUACGACCCGUUAUCUGGCGUUCCAGCGAACGCAACACACUUGGUGCUCGGAGGUGAAGCGCACAUUUGGUCCGAACAGACCGACACGAUUAAUCUGGAUACUAUGGUUUGGCCAAGGACAUGUGCGGCGGCCGAGGUGCUGUGGUCCGGUGCGAAGGAUGCAUCGGGCCAGAAUCGCAGCCAGAUUACCGCUAGCCCGCGGUUGAGCGAGAUGAGGGAGCGUUUGGUGGCGAGAGGCAUCAGGGCUGAGCCGAUACAGAUGCCAUACUGUACGCAGAAUGGGACGCAAUGUGCGUUGUAA